AGGGGUAUGCGAAAUGGCUUCAGUGGUAGACAGACUUCAAGCUGCUAAAUUUACUAUCACUGGUAAUGAUGUUUCAAAGACUGUUGGAAAAGCUACGACCCACGAAAUGGGGGCUCCUAAAAGAAAGCAUUUGGAUUAUUUAAUACAUGCCACCCAUGAACCAAAUGUAUCACUUCCCGAAUGUGCUGAUAUGCUUCUGACAAGAAUUCAGGAUCCUAGCUGGGUUGUCAGUCUCAAGGCUAUGAUGUCGCUUCAUCAUCUUAUGAAUGAAGGAAAUGAAAAAUUUAUGAGAUAUAUGGCAUCAAAAGGGAACAGCUUUGAAUUUGUCAGUGAAAAGAUUGGUCCAUUGGCAAAUGAUAUGACACCAUUCGUUAAUAAAUAUGGUCAUUUCUUAAGUGAAAAGUGUCACUCUUACAGACAAGCCACUACUGACUUUAUCAGAGUUGCAAAGACAAACUUUCUCCGUCAGGCAUCAGCCGAUAAGCUUUUAGCGUAUAUUCCUAUUCUCCAGCGACAAAUAGAUGGAAUUGUCAAUUUGGAACUCAGCAGUACAGACAUAUGCACUGAAAUAUGCCGGGCAGCCUUUGUCCUAAUUUUCCGUGAUCUGAUAGCUCUCUUCACUAUUUACAAUGAAGGAAUCAUCAACAUGCUUGAGCUAUUUUUUGAAAUGGAAAAGAAGCAUGCCCGGGAAAGUUUUGAUCUCUACAAAAAAUUCAUUGUUCGUAUGGGAAAGGUAGAACAUUUCCUGAAAGUUGCUGAGGAUGCUGGUAUAGACCAAGGAGAUGAUGUUCCCGACCUUUCUAAAGCUCCUAGUAGUUUAUUAUCUGCUUUAGAAAAUCAUCUAGGGUCUAUCGACACCAAAAAGUCCACUCCUAUCUCAUCGCCCACGGAACUGACUCGCUCUCCCCAAGUUCCUCCUCGUCCUGCCACAACACCUGCCACAAACCCUUUCGGAGAUACCUUUGAGCCCCAAUCUCAAGAUCUUCUGUCAGAGCCAAUUCUUGUCAAUACCUCUGAACCUCAUAAGCCAGUAGCUGACAUUAACGCUCUUCCAGAUCUUUGGAGUAAUCCAAAUUCUGGUCCAUCAAUUCACAACAACAACAAUGUAGUCGUUGAACAGUCAUUUGACAUCUUUAGUGCAGGAGAUAACUCAUCCAACUUAUUCCCAACCAUGUCUGCAGCUGAUCCAAACCCAUUCACAAGCGGUGGUCCCAUUGACCUUUUAUCUGAUUCACCAACAGAAAAACAGAACCCUGGUUUUGCUCAAUUUGAAUCCAGUGAUGUAUCCAACGACUUGCUGCAGCCUUCUAGAAUAGGUGCCACUCCAGAGGAGAAAGUGCAGAAUGUCCGAUCAUUAAUGCAAGAUUUAGACUUAGGUCUGAAGAGUGCAGCUGCCAAUUUCAGUCUGAAUUCAUCAACACCAAACAGAGGUGGACCAGCACUGGGGCCAGUUCGACCAAUCUCAGCAGGUUCCACCUACAACCCCUUCGUUAGACCUGGAUACCCAGGCCCAAUGGUCAACACCAUGCCUAACAUGUCCAUGCAAAGCAACAUGGGGCCUGGCACAAUGCCUGGGAUGAACAUGACAAUGCAGGGACCCAGACCUAUGGGACAGAUGCAGGGUAUGAGACCCAUGAUGCCCAACAACCAGCCUACUUAUGGAAUGGCCCAGGGAACCAUGCCUGCUUUCAGCAUGGGACAAACUCAAAACAGUAACUUAUUGCAGUUCAAUGCUAUGGGUAAUUCAGGAUUUGGGAACAUGCAGAACAAUCAACAAGGACAGAAUACUUUCGAUCCUUUCGGUUGAUUGAUUAGAGAAGAUUUUUAUUUUCGAGCUUGACAAGUUUAUUGUUCAAUGAUGAUCAUGUGUAGUUUAAAUUUAUUAGAUUUUGAUUUAGAAAAGAUUUAGAAUCAAGUAAAGGCCCAGUAUAGUAGAGAUAUUGUGUACAGUAAAAAGUGAAUUUUCUCUGUUUCGCAGAGAUUAAGAUCAAAUUUCCGAUUGUAUGAUCUCCCGUUUUUAUGUCAAAAUGCAUGACGCUGCCUGGUGAUGAAUAUUCCAUAAUAAUAAGUAGAUCUUGAUAUUAUGAUAUUAUGCUGAUUUUGUUACAUUUGUAGCCAUACUUAGCAAUACCUCACUUUCCAUACCACAAUAUACUUAUAAAUAUACUUGAUUUCACAUUAGAAUCUCAGAACAUUAAGUAAAAGCAAAACUUGA
Molecule: messenger RNA, 2215 nt
Organism: Bolinopsis microptera
Lineage: Eukaryota; Metazoa; Ctenophora; Tentaculata; Lobata; Bolinopsidae
Product: phosphatidylinositol-binding clathrin assembly protein-like
Exons: 1
Coding region: 14-1807 (597 amino acids)
Biological process (GO): clathrin-dependent endocytosis; clathrin coat assembly; synaptic vesicle budding from presynaptic endocytic zone membrane
Cellular component (GO): synaptic vesicle; extrinsic component of presynaptic endocytic zone membrane; clathrin-coated vesicle
Molecular function (GO): clathrin heavy chain binding; phosphatidylinositol-4,5-bisphosphate binding; 1-phosphatidylinositol binding
Source: RefSeq, a predicted model, not a curated record